This is a messenger RNA of Petromyzon marinus (sea lamprey), 3071 nucleotides long. It is a transcript of the gene ABHD13, whose product is annotated as abhydrolase domain containing 13. Gene Ontology annotation, molecular function: palmitoyl-(protein) hydrolase activity. Lineage: Eukaryota; Metazoa; Chordata; Hyperoartia; Petromyzontiformes; Petromyzontidae. The record is from RefSeq and is a predicted model, not a curated record. Gene Ontology annotation, cellular component: membrane.
GAAGCCAAGCAGUGUGGUGGUGGGCUCGCUGAUGAGCUGUGCGUCGAGGAAGCCAAGCAGUGUGGUGGUGGGCUCGCUCAUGAGCUGUGCGUCGAGGAAGCCAAGCAGUGUCGUGGUGGGCUCGCUGAUGAGCUGUGCGUCGAGGAAGCCAAGCAGCGUAGUGGUGGGCUCGCUGCUGAGCUGUGUGUAGAGGAAGCCGGGCAGUGUGGUGGAGGGUUCGCUGAUGAGCUGUGUGUAGAGGAAGCCAAGCAGUGUGGUGGUGGGCUCGCUGAUGAGCUGUGUGUAGAGGAAGCCGGGUAGUGCGGUGGUGGGCUCGCUGAUCAGCUGUGUGUAGAGGAAGCCGGGCAGUGUGGUGGUGGGCUCGCUGAUGAGCUGUGUGUCGAGGAAGCCUUGCACUGUGGUGGAGGGCUCGCUGAUGAGCUGUGUGUCAAGGAAGCCGGGCAGUGUUGGACACGUUGCUUGCAUUCCACAAAUAGGUUCACACAGUUUGUGCAUGUUUCUACAACGGCUGAGUUCUGGAUCUCAGCCGUGGAUGCGGAAUUAUGUUGUUUCAAUCAUCGUUUUUUGGGAGGUUUCGAUCGGCUGUCAGAUGUGUUGCAGAAUCUCAGAGAAUAUCCGCUGGUGUGAUAUUUAGCAGAACAGGAAGUCAAGGCAGUAGCGUAGAUAUUUAGGUUCCCGUGAAGAGUCCGCAUCGUGACGUUCCGUGGUUGUUGGGUGUCGCCGAGUCCACGGUGGCAGCUUUCUGCCCCACACUCGGGCAGCGCAGUUCAGAGCCUGAGGAAUCUCCCGGGGCGCACGCCGAUGUAUGAGGCUCCGAGAAGACAUCAGCCCUCCAGCUCAUGCCAGCCCAUUUUUGAAUGAGGUUGAAGGCCAGCGUGAAACCGCAAACAAAAUGACUCUUAAUGAAUCCAGGGCAACUCUGGGCACUCUCUAGAGUUCUGCCAGGCGCCUGCAUGCGCAGCCACCAGCGUGCGUGCGUGAGCGUGCGUGAGCGUGCGCCGCACAAGUAAUGGACAGCGCCACACAGUGCGGCCUGCACGAAGCUCCUGACGCAGCCCGGGAUGCGCACGUGAGUGUGGAGCGCGCCGACACCGGGGACGCGCGGAGCCACGUGCCUAUGGCCAGGCGCGCGUGGGGCCGAGCGAGCGUGUGUCUCCGCCGGGCGCUGUCGGGAGGGUGGGACGCCUGCCGCCUGUGCCUCCUGCCGCUGGUGCUCGCCUGCCACCUGUGCGGCGACGACGGCGGAGGCGGGGACGAUGGCGGCGACGUGACCCGCUCCGCCGACCGCGGCUUCCUCUCGCCGCCGUUUCCCUUCCCGUCGCUCGCCGCGCUGCUCCUUCUCGCGCUGCUGUCGGUGGUGGCGACGCUCUACCGCUGCCAGGACCAGCUGCUGUUCUUCCCAGAGCAGCCGGCGAGCUCGCGCGUGUUCGUGCCGCUCCCGCUGGGAGUGCCCCGUGAGAGCGUGCGAGUCCGCGCGCGCGACGGCGUGGCGCUCAGCGCCGUGUUCCUGCGCGCAUGCGACAUCGUGGGGGGCCCCGCCGCCCCGGCCGGCGUCCCGACCUUCAUCUACUUCCACGGCAACGCAGGGAACCUGGGCCACCGCAUGCCCAACGCGCUCAUGAUGGUCGCGCACCUGCGAGUGAACGUCCUGCUGCUCGAUUACCGUGGCUACGGCCACAGCGACGGGGAGCCCAGUGAGCACGGCCUCUACCUCGACGCCCAGGCCGCGCUGGCGCACGCGAUGGCGCGCCCCGAUGUGGAUCCAAGCUGCGUCGUCCUCUUUGGCCGCUCGCUCGGUGGCGCCGUGGCCAUCGACCUCGCCGCCCGCCAGCAGCAGCGGCCGGACGGAGAUGACGGCGGCGGCGGCGGCGACGGAAAUGGCCGCCUCCACCACCACCAUCACCACCACCGCCGCCGCCUCCUCCACCACGGUGCGCUGGCGCUGAUCGUGGAGAACACCUUUCUGAGCAUCCCGCACAUGGCGCAAGCGCUCUUCCCGGUGUUCUCGCGCGGCGGCGGCGGCGGGUCGUCCUCGUCGUCGUGUCGGCCGUUCCCGCUGCCGUCCUGGUGUUUCCGCAGCCGGUUCCCGUCGCACGAGAACAUCGCGAGCUGCCGCGUGCCCACGCUGUUCAUCUCGGGGCUCGCCGACUCGCUGGUUCCCCCCGUCAUGAUGAGCCGGCUGCAUGACCUCUCGCCCGCCCCCCUCAAACGAAUGGCCACGUUCCGCGAGGGGACGCACAACGACACGUGGCAGUGCCGCGGCUACAUCUCCGCGCUCCAGCACUUCCUGCGCGAAGUUCAAGCGGAACGGAGCGAGGCGCCCUCCGCGCCCGGCGCUCGCGACGUCGCCUCCGCCACUUCGAUUGGGGGGGGCGGUGGGGGGACAUUUGGGCUGGGCGCCGACGCCCUGGGCGCCGACUUAUUUGCGCCGGCGUCAUCGGCGCGCCGAUCUUUCAGUCAUCAGCAUAGUCAGCAAACUAACGCCACUCUCAUUUAGACUCGCGAGUUGUGUGCGUGCGGGUGAAGCGCUGGCGAGUUACUGCGAGGAAGGAGCGGGCAUCCGAGCCUUCGGCCGCCAUGAUUUGGUGGCGGCGACGGCAAGCCGAUUGCACUUUGUUGUGAUUUUUCACUCGUCAUGCACACGUUGCCAAAUACAAUUAAAUAACAUUUUAAAAAAAGUCAACGGAAAAAAGUUACUUCAGUGCUAUAUUUGUGUACAGAUUUCACGUGUAAGCGUGCCUAUUUUUCCAUGUCAUUUUUCCAUUGAGACAUAGCAAUCCACAAAGAUGUAUUUUAACACCUCCGAAAGCAAAAGUUUAAAAGGGAUGAAUUUGUUCCAGCGUUUUCAUGCAUUCAUGGACACGGCCGAGCGCCAGCGCCCAUUGGUUUUGUGGCGGUUCCACGCAGAAUUCUUGGAAUUUUUCUGAGGGAAUUGCUCUAGCUUCUUGUUUCUUUAGGGUUCUAUAAUGAAGAGUAUUGGGUGUGGCAGUUUGCUAUCUUUUUUUGGGUUUUCUGGAUUUCAGGUUUCUCAAACUGAUGGGAGUUGAAUAAAAUACGUCUUUAUAUGUGUG